AUGGAGUUUGCCCUAGAGAGAGAAACUCUCUCUGUCCCUGGUCCCGAUGCAGCCUUCGGAGGCAACGCCGGUGUGGUGCUUCGUUCGAUCUGCGCUAGGAAGAGGUCCUUGUCACUCGCCGGUGUGCUUCCUCACCGGAGAGAGGCAAUCCUCCGAGCUCCAUCCCGUCCACUCCCCGCGAUGGUUCUAGCGGAGCCCUUGGCUCUGUUCCGACCUUCCGCCUCCGCCCCACCCUCUCGCCGGUGUGCUUCUUCGCCGGUGAGUCCCAGUCCCAAUGAUGUAGCGUCAAAAAUACGGUUCACAUCCAUGGCUCAUCAACAAAUGGUUCGAUGCAUAUCAAGGCUUAAAUUCAAAGAAACUUCUAGAAGAUAA
Molecule: messenger RNA, 372 nt
Organism: Arabis nemorensis
Lineage: Eukaryota; Viridiplantae; Streptophyta; Magnoliopsida; Brassicales; Brassicaceae
Source: the annotation of a GenBank genome assembly